AAGCCUAAGGAGCGCUCGUUUGGAGUCAACUAGGAAAGUGUGUGUUCCGUUUUUCUCCUUCUCUGCACCAGACUGGAUACUGGCUCCUGUGCACUUAGUUUGCAGCAGAUUUCUCACCACUGCCUCCGCGCGUGCAUCGGAUUUUUGCUUGUUUUGGUCAUCCACAAGGAGCAGCUUUCUGGAUAUCUACUGCUUUUUUUUUUUUUGAAAGUGAAACAAGGAACUUAUUUGCCGGAGAUAAAGCCAGGACACCGCCGAUGUGCUCAGAGAUACCGAUUCAAUCAGAUACACUCGGACUUGAAAUCGUUUUCUCAAUGGACUUCUGAAACGCACCGAGAAAGAUGUUGAUCCAAGAGAGCGCAGCCGAUUCUCUCCAAGCACCAAGGCGGAGAAUUUGACUUCUUUCAUUUUUCUUUAAGAAGACUGACAGUCGCAGACUGUGGACUCGCUCUUCGGAUUUUAUAUAUUUUUUCUCCCUCCCUCUAUCGGACAUAUGAACCUGUUCGGUGCGCGCCCGGAGGAUUUCUCACGCGUAAAAUCCGAGUUCUGAGAAGGUUCAGCAUGUUCCUCCCGAUUCGUCAGCCCCAGUCUGUGUCUCCCUGCAGCGGAUCGAAGACAGGAAAGUCUAAUAAGCAAAGGGCACUUGUUAGAAUGAUCUAAUCGAGACGGCACCGAUUGUCAUUCGAACACUUUUUCUCCCCUGAACAGUCAGACGGCGCGGUUCUGUCGGAAUAUUGAUCUCUAUGAGCCCAACCAGCGUGCGUAAUUGUUAAAAAUCUGUGUCUACCAAGCGAUUAAAAACUCAACAGGUACUAUGUUUGCCAAGGAGAUGGAAUUGAUACACUUAUUGUGUGUUUUUGUCCUGACUUGGGUCGGGGCGGAGGCUGUUAUCAACCUAAAAUAUGGAAUUAACGAGGAGAUGAAGCCCGGCUCCGUGAUUGGAAACGUGACCAGGGACGCGCUGAAGCAAGGAUUCCAAAUCGCACCGCAGCCUCCCUAUCUGAGGGUCAUAUCGAAUUCGGAACCACGGUGGGUGGAACUGAGUCCAGCCGGAAUCCUUACAACUCAAAUGAAAAUCGACCGGGACGUAGUUUGUCGCCAGAACCCGAAGUGCAUUAUUUCUCUGGAAGUCAUGUCCAACUCGAUGGAGAUCUGCGUCAUCAAAGUUGAAAUCGAGGAUUUGAACGACAACGCGCCCCGGUUCCCGACGAGCCACAUCGAUAUUGAGAUCUCAGAGAACGCCUCCCCUGGUACCAGGUUUCCCCUAGAGGGGGCAAGCGAUCCGGACUCCGGGAUCUUCGGCGUGCAGUCCUAUUCCAUCACGCCAAACGAGCUUUUCGGGCUAGAAAUCAAAACAAGAGGGGACGGAUCCAAAAUAGCAGAGCUUGUUGUGCAAAAGUCACUGGACAGAGAGACGCAGUCGCACUACUCCUAUGAGAUCAGCGCGGAGGAUGGGGGAGAUCCUCCUAAGAUAGGAGCAGUCCAGCUGAAUAUCAAAGUUAUCGACUCCAACGACAACAACCCUGUGUUUGACGAGCCGGUCUACACGGUCAACGUGAUGGAGAACUCCCCCAUCAACACAUUAGUGAUCGACUUGAACGCGACGGACCCGGAUGAGGGCACGAAUGGCGAGGUGGUGUACUCAUUCAACAGCUAUGUCACUGAGAAAACCAGAGACGCGUUUAAGAUCGACCCCAGAACCGGCAUCAUCACCGUCAACGGCGUUCUGGAUUACGAAACCACCCAGAUAUACGAAAUCGACGUCCAAGCCAAAGAUCUGGGUCCAAACUCCAUCCCGGCUCACUGCAAAGUCACCGUGAACGUGAUGGACACCAAUGACAACCCGCCUGUCAUCAGCCUGCUCUCGCUCAACACAGAGAUGGUGGAAGUGAGUGAAAACGCUCAGCGUGGAUAUGUCAUUGCAUUAGUGCGGGUGUCUGAUAAGGACUCUGGGGCAAACGGCAAAGUGCAAUGCAGGCUCCAGGGUAACGUUCCCUUCAGACUGCAAGAAUAUGAGAGCUUCUCCACUAUACUUGUCGAUGGCCGACUGGACAGAGAGCAGAAGGACACUUAUAAUCUGACGAUUCAGGCUGAAGACAGCGGCAUCCCGCCUUUACGGGCCACUAAAUCUCUGGUGGUGAAAGUCACGGAUGAAAACGACAACCCUCCUCAUUUCCUGAAGCCACACUACCAAGAGAUGGUGAUGGAGAACAACCUCCCUGGCUCGUGUUUGCUUGCUGUGUCUGCUGAAGACCCAGAUUUGGGGAUGAAUGGCACCGUUACUUACUCCAUAGUUCCCGGUGAGAUCAAGCACAUGGAUGUAAACACGUACGUGAGCAUUAACCCAACAGGCCGCAUUUACUCAAUGAGAUCUUUCGACCACGAGUACACCCGAACUUUUGACUUUAAAGUCUUAGCCCAAGACAACGGGAACCCCUCUUUGUCAAGCAAUGCCACGGUGCGGAUUGUGGUGCUCGAUGUCAACGAUAACACUCCGAUUAUGACCAACCCGCCUCUGGUCAAUGGCACCGCUGAGGUGUCUAUCCCUAGAAACGCAGGUGUAGGCUACAUGGUGACCCAAGUGAAAGCUGAUGACUAUGACGAGGGCGAGAACGGUCGCCUGACGUACACCAUCUCAGAAGGAGACCGGGCUUUCUUUGAGAUCGACCAAGUUAAUGGGGAGGUGCGUUCCACGCGGAUGUUUGGAGAGAACGUCAAGUCCACCUAUGAGAUCACCGUGGUGGCCAGAGAUCACGGCAAACCCUCGCACUCCGCCUCGGCCUACAUCGUAGUGUAUCUCUCCCCGGAACUGAACACCCAGGAGUCCAUCGGACCGGUCAACCUCUCCCUCAUAUUCAUCAUCGCCCUGGGAUCCAUUGCUGCAAUUCUUUUCGUCACCAUGAUCUUUGUGGCGGUGAAGUGCAAGAGGGACAACAAGGAGAUUCGUACAUACAACUGCAGUUUCUUCUACUUGCGCAGGGUGGCCGAGUACUCAUAUGGCAACCAGAAGAAGUCCAGCAAGAAGAAGAAGCUGAACAAGAACGACAUCCGUCUGGUACCACGCGAUGUCGAAGAGACAGACAAGAUGAAUGUGGUGAGUUGCUCAUCUCUCACCUCCUCGCUCAACUACUUCGACUACCACCAGCAGAGCCUGCCGCUGGGCUGCAGGCGCUCUGAGAGCACCUUCCUCAACGUGGAGAACCAGAAUUCACGCAAUGCAGCUCCCAACCACGGCUACCAGCACCCGUUCACCGGGCAGGGCCACCAACAGCCAGACCUCAUCAUCAACGGCAUGCCACUGCCAGAGACGGAGAAUUAUUCUAUCGACACGGGUUACGUGAACAGCAGAGCACACCUCAUUAAAAGGCCCCCAUGUAGCACAUCGACAUUCAAAGACCUGGAGGGGAACAGUCUGAAGGACAGCGGCCACGAGGAGAGCGACCAAACCGACAGUGAACACGACGUCCAGAGAGGACACUAUGUUGACACGGCUGUCAAUGACGUACUCAACAUGACCGUGCCCCCUAAUGUUUGCCAGCUGCCAGACCAAGAUCCCAGUGAAGGCUUCCACUGCCAGGAUGAGUGCCGCAUACUGGGCCACUCUGAUCGCUGUUGGAUGCCGCGGGUCCCUGCGCGUGCUAAAUCACCGGAGCACGGCCGUAACGUCAUCGCCCUGUCGAUUGAAGCCACAACAGUCGAGGUGCCACAUUACGAAGACGGCACCACCAAGAGGACUUUUGCCACCUUCGGCAAGGACGGGCCGGAGGACAUAGAACGAGGAGAGUUUAAAGGAAAGCGGACUCAGGAGUCUCAGGUGUGUAGCCCGAAGGCCAACGGAGGGGCUGUUCGCGAAGCUGGCAACGGUCGCGAGGCGGCCAGCCCCAUCACCUCUCCCGUGCACCUGAAGAGUCCGCUGUCCAAGCCUUCAUCUGCCUACAACACCCUUAAAUGCCGCGAUGCCGAGCGGAUCGCCAACCACAGCCUACUGCGGCAACCGGAGGGAAAGGACAGUGAGCCGUCUGUCAGGGAGAUCAACACGCUUCUGCACGACAGCCGCGACAAAGAAUCUCCCAGCACCAAGCGCUUGAAAGACAUCGUGCUUUAGUGAGCUUCUCUAUGAGAAAACAUGCUUACACAAAUGCAGUGUAAACUCACGCAUAUACUCCUGCAAUAGUUGUGUGCAAGAACAGUGCUGCUGUGGAAUAGAAAGAGACACUAUCACACUUUUGCAGUGCAUUCAAGAAUCAGCUCGGACUGACGUUCUGGAACUUCAGUGUGCUGCAGCUAAGUGUGUGCUCAUGCCAAGGUAGUGGAUGUGGCUUUGUUGUAGUCGCAGUGCUUUUUUCUUGUUUGUUUUUUGUUUUUUUUUCCUUUUCAAUCAACCUGCUGUGGACGGACAGGUGGGUCACUGUUGACUGCGAGGACGUGGCCAGCGGAGCUGUCCAGCUCUUCGCGCCAAAGCAGGACAUGUUUGGACACCCGCGGUGCCAAUUCAAAAGUACAGUUAUGCCUUUGAAACGACUUUUGUACCACAAAUUGCUAUUUGCCUUCUUUGGUUUUGCAGAUUGUUGAAGCUGCCGAAAUCGCUUUGUUCCUUUGUAUAGUGAGCUCUGUCAUGGUAAUAAAUAGUCAUCCGAUAUCUGUUCAUCUUAAAAGCUAUUCUUAGUUUACUCUUUGACAUGUUUCUGUGCAAUCGGGAGGAGCAGAGAGGGACCUCAGAGAGUCCCUCCUGACCUGCUCAUUGGCUAUUAAGGGAAAUUAUUCUGCGUUUUCCCAAGGGAAUUAAGUUCUCCCCAGACUGUGAGGUCCAUGCAGUAUUUAUAUUUCAUUGCAGACGGGAGAAAAAUGAACUCUUGUUAUCCACCUAGUCGCUUUGAAAACCGGCAGCAGGACAAAUUCUUGUGUUGAAAUUGAGUUGUAUGGAAAAAAAAAAGACUUUUGCAGUUGUCCUGUGCCCUAUCUUGAUUGUAGCCACUGGAGCACAAAUUAGGACUUUAAUGCUCUGGUCUUGUACUUUUUUGACUUUUGAUCAUGGGGCUAGGAUAGAAGGGAUCGUCACUCUUGUCUUGCUAUGUGAAACUCUGUAUAGGGUUUAUCAUUUUUAAUAACCUGUUGUUAUGUGACAAUCCCUUUAAUGUUUAGUUUCGACAGAAAAAAACAGACAUUGAUGUUCAACUGAAGCUUCAGCAGAGUUUGUUACACAAACACAAAAAUACAAAAAAAAAAACAUAUGCCAAAAUAUAUUUUAUAAAUAAUUUAAAAAAUGUAUAAUGAGAAUAUUUAAUGCUGUGUGGUUAUUUUAUGAGUAAGUUAUACUUGAAAUUAACUUGCUUCUGUUCAUUUGUCUAUUGCUUUUCUAUUGAACCUGAUUUGAUUUUUUUUUUUUUUUUAAUCUUUUUGAAAUGAACUUAUUUUUGUUUACUGUGUGACCCCUGGCAACUGUUGACUUGCAGUCUACCUUGUUGUAAAGAGUUUCUUAUUGGUCAGUUCUUGUGCCAUCAAGUUUCUGUGUGGACUACUAGAAAAUGUAAAAUACAUUUUAAAAAAAAAUCCCUAAAAAAAGAAAACAAAAAGAGAAAAAAAAAAUACACAACACAAAAAAAGCGAUUUCAGCACCAACAUCAGUGUGUCAGUGAGAUAGAGUGAGAUAGCAAAAGAAAACCAAAAAGAUGCAAACAAAACCUUAACUAUUGCAGGAGCUUGCAUUAGCUUCAGCGGAAGGAGGAAAGCGGAAGGUGUUCAUGAUUCCUGUCAUUAGCUUUCCAAGUCAAGGCUGGUCGAGACAAGGCCUUUCAGCUCCAACUGAGGGUGAAGGAUGACCAGACUAGCUUUGCACACAACUGCAGUCUUGCCGUGCCAACUAUGUUCAGUUUGUCUUGGCGAAAGGGUCAACAAGCCACAGGAAUAGUCAGGGCUCCCUCCGCGAACACAAGCGCUGCACGGCCGACUGGGUCCCAGUGGGUUGAAUGAACGCCUGGAAGAACAGUGUUGCACAUCAGCAAUAUGGUUUUGAUGCUACGCAGUAACAUGUGAGAAACUUGAAUGGGAACUGUUGCAUACAACGAACUAGAUCUUGUAGCUGAAUGUUUUGCUGGUCUCACCCUUGGCUUCUGGCGACAUGAAAAUUGGAAUAAUCACUGAAUGUAUACAGCAGCUUAUAAUUAAACUAUUAAAUGUG
Messenger RNA from Synchiropus splendidus (mandarinfish), 6178 nucleotides. RefSeq names its product protocadherin 19 (gene pcdh19). Gene Ontology annotation, cellular component: plasma membrane. The transcript has 5 exons. Bases 815 to 4105 code for a protein of 1096 amino acids. The record is from RefSeq and is a predicted model, not a curated record. Gene Ontology annotation, molecular function: calcium ion binding. Gene Ontology annotation, biological process: homophilic cell-cell adhesion. NCBI's taxonomy places the organism in Eukaryota, Metazoa, Chordata, Actinopteri, Syngnathiformes, Callionymidae.